Marchantia polymorpha subsp. ruderalis is the source of this 4070-nucleotide messenger RNA. The record is from the annotation of a GenBank genome assembly. Lineage: Eukaryota; Viridiplantae; Streptophyta; Marchantiopsida; Marchantiales; Marchantiaceae.
CGAAACGUGUCUUGGAUGAAGCAAAGUGCCCCAAAGUCCUUCUUAAGGGCGCGCUCGCGACAGUCCUUCGGAGGAAGGUGGUUCGACGUUUCCUGACUCAACCUGAACACAUCGAAAGUCCUUCGGAGGAAGGUGGUUCGACGUUUCCUGACUCAACCUGAACACAUCGAAAGUCCUUCGGAGGAAGGUGGUUCGACGUUUCCUGACUCAACCUGAACACAUCGAAUUCCUCGUAGUUCAGUUUACUCAUGGGCUCCUGCUCGAUAUUCAACUGCUCUAUGCUGCGCCUGCGGGUCGACCCCAUGGUCUGCCACAAGCCGGUAAAGAGCAGCAGGAAAUCGUCGCGCACGCGGAUCUUCGACAUGCGCUUCAGAAACAGGAGCGCGAUCACGCCACAGACGACGGAGCCGAUGCAGGUGGUGAUCAGCAUGUUGCUGUGCAGCUUGGGGAUGGGCUGGAGCGAGGCGAACCCGGCCGCGGCGAAGGCCCCCAGCACGAGGACGACGGAGACGAGGAGCAGGAACGAGGUGAGCGCGAGCCAGAGCCGGAUUCUGGUGACGGAGUGGCCGAUGUACACGUCCGACAUGGGCAGCACGGUGCCGGCGCCGGCCAUGACGGUGGCCAUCGAGAAGAAGAAGGCGAGGCUGUUGAAGGCCCAGAAGAUGCGCACCUCCGGAUCGUGGCCGUGCGGGGGCUGCAGCCAGCCGCCGAAGGUGACGCUGGCGAUGAGCGCCGCGCCCAGCAGGAUGGCGUUGGCCGCGUCCACAAACACCUGCCGGUCGCGGUACAGGCGCUCCACCUCGUCCUUCAACUCGGGCAUUGUCAGCAGCAGCCUCUCCAGGUCGCGCCCGACCUUGGUGGGGUUCUCGAUGGCGACCUGCAUCACGGUCCGGCCCUGGAUGUCCUCCUCCGUGGUGCGGAUGAUGCGCUCCGUCGCGCGGCUGGUCAAGGGGCGCACGGCCUCGGCCUCGCCCUGCACCACGGCCCAGUGCAGCGGCGUGUAGGCGCAGCAGUCCUUGGCGUUACAGUCCACGUCCGGCGCGCCCAGCAGCUCGGCCACGGCCGCGUUCACGUUCGCGCAGGCCAUGUGCAGCGCCGAGCGCCGGAAGUUGUCCACGUCGUUGAGGUUCUUGCGAAAGGCUUUGGAGCGCGCCAGCAGGCUCACCACGCCGGUCAUGUGACCCAGCACGGCGUAAUGCAGCGGUGUCAUCCCGAACUUGUCGUGAAAGUCCCACGGUCCCACGGUGAGGGAGUCCGCCGGCAGGCCAAAGCCCUCGUACCACUUGAGCAGCAGGUCCACCAUUUCCACGUUGUCAGCGCACACCGCAAGGUGCAGCGCCGUCCACCCGUGCCGCGUUUUCUCGUGCAGCAUCGGAAUCGGGUCGUAGGGCCGGCGCAACGACGGCCACUCCCCCAGCGGAGACGGAGACGGGUCUAAGGGCUCGCGCGGCUGCUGUGGUGCGGCUGCUGUCGCGCGGCGCGACAGCAGCCGCGCCACCUCAAGCUGCUGGAGAACCACCGCACGGUGUAGUGCCGUGUAGCCGUCGGCGUCGCGUGCCUUGCUCACCAGGCCAUUGAACGGGGAGUUAUUGAGGAACUCGGCCACGAACUCCACCUGCCCCGCCGCGAAGGCCGAGAGGAGCUGCGAGUACAAUUGAUUUCUCCUAUAUCUAUAGUCUAUGCGGAUGUCCCCAGUCAGCUCCUCCUCGUCGCUAUCUACUCGAUCCAUCGGUUGAAGGACGAGGUGGAGCAAACCUGCCGCUGCUGCAUUUGCUCCCCUAUCCGCCGCUCGACUUUUUGAAUCCAUGCCCCCCUAUCCGCCGCUCCCUGCCGAUCUCUCCCUCCCCCCUGCGAUGUCGCGGCGCGAUGAACCCCGGGACGAUCCUCUGCUUGUAAGGCACGCAGAUUUCACUGUGUAGGAGCGCAAGCCAGCAGAGCCGAAUUCCUAACGCGGAGCUCUUCUUCCUAAUGGGACCGACCCGACUUUGUUUCCAAGCGCCUCGGUCCGGCCACCCACACACAAAGCGCACAUCGCCGUGCUGCGGAGCUUAUGAAAGCCGAUCAGGGCGCCGGCGACAUCCAGAGCGCAGCUAGUCGGCAGAAUAGUGCGCACAAUCCAACUUAAUCGAGAUUUCAGUUCAACUAACGAACUUGUCUUUUUUUCAAAGUCCUCGAAGAUCCGAUCCACUGCGCGAGCAUCAUAUGUCUUUAUUCAUCCGCAGAGAGGAUUCAGACUGGGCGCGACUGCGCUAUUGCAUCAUGUACGAGUUUGCUUCGCUGUCCCGCAACUUGCACUUAAUCGGCAACCACUUGCGGGCCGCAAGUGGUUCAUCCAUCAUCAGUGAACCCUGCUCCAUGGGGCAGGAGACAUGUCACACAGUGAUUGCACGGGCUAAAUUGUUUCUAAAAUUUACUUCAGUCAAGGCUUAGUUCUACAUUUCGAAAAUGUGUCUGCGUGUGUGUGUACCUUCUCGACUCCCAAGUCCCUUAUGGCUUUCUCUUCGAAAGUGGUUCUUCAACAGUCAAAUAUGUAGAUAGUAUUCUAGAGCACUGAUGUCGAGAACUUUGUUCGCUAGUGGAGAUCGGCUGAGCGCCAAGUGGGAAUCUUAUCAGGUAACAAACUCUUUACCUUUGAUACGAUUCCAGAGCAUUGAAGUCGAGAAGUUUGCUCGCAAGAGGAGAUCGGCUGAACGCCAAGUGGGAAUUUACCAGGUUUCCAAUCUACUUACUUGUGCCGUGUUUUCUCUGCGGCUACCUCCUCUUUACACAACGACGUGUUCACACAGCUAAUUCCUCGCAAAUGAUGGUCGGCAAUCCAUAUGAUCACAAAGCACGGGCUUGCUCUCAGGAUGGUGGGAAAAGUUUGCUCGGUCGACGGGAAGCUGCAGUAUGAAGAAUCGUCCGUCCAUAAAAAACAAAAAUGCCAAAUCCCAAAUAUUUUACGAAUAAAAAACACAAUGUCCAAUGCUCUGAAGGGCAAGUUUACAGCUUCCGUAAUACACAUGCUUCUUGUCUUGUGUUUUAGGGAUGUCGCCUUAUCGCGAAACGUGUCUUUGAUGAAGUAAAAUGCCCCAAAGUCCUUCCUAAGGGCGCGAUCGCGACUGUCCAUCGGAGGAAGGUGGUUCCCGGAGUCUUUCUGACUUAACGUGUACACAUUCAAUUCCUCGUCGUUCAGUCAACUCAUGCGCUCCUGCUCGAUAUUCAACUGCUCUAUGCUGCGCCUGCGGGACUCCAUGGUCGGCCACAGGCCGGUAAAGAGCAGCAGGAAAUCGUCGCGCACGCGUAUCUUCGACAGGCGAUUCAGAAACAGGAGCCCGAUUAUGGUUUAAGUAAUAUCGAGGAUAUGAAUUACUCACGUGGACUUUGGGCUUCAAAUUUCAGUAUCCCUAGCACACCACCUAUCUUUUGAUGAUCUGGUGUAUGACGCGGAUGGUAGUGCAAGUGGGUAAUCGUGUAAAAAUCUUCAGUAAUUGAGGUGACGAAUUCAAACUAAUGCGUCGAUUUUGAUGGCCAGUACGAGCGCAGCAUUUUAACAUUCCAUUCAGUGGAUGGUACCGGGAUGGAUGGAAGGGAGUGUGUCGAGCAAGAGCCCUGGCCUACUCCAAAACAUCACUCGUAUACACUUGUGCGAGAAUGACUAUUGCUACAAGACCACCGGGUGAGACAUACCGGAAGAAUGGAAGAGUUACAGGAGCUGACACGAGUGGAUGUCGCUAUCCAAAAGGUCGGGUCCUCAGGAAUUCGACAUCCUCAGCCUCAAGAAUAUCAGCUCGAAAAUCAACAUAAGUUGCGAGCAAAAUUUAGCAACAUCAAAACUAUGGUUGUAGAUGAGAUUCGGAGCAUCCAGCGAGAGGUAAGGCUGCAGCAGGAAACAUAACCGACAUUUCCGUAAAUUCAAGAGAAAAAUCAAAGCGGGUUUUAGAUGAUUUCAUCAAAGCAAGACCCUCGUUAAAACUUGUCGCAUCUGCAUUGAAUCCUGUGUAGUCAUGGAGCUCAGUAGGAUUCAUCGACAAAAACUGGUGAAAUUGUUGCACUCUUUGACGGAGGUGUGUGCGCUCGCGCACAUGCUU